This is a messenger RNA of Knipowitschia caucasica, 612 nucleotides long. The record is from the annotation of a GenBank genome assembly. NCBI's taxonomy places the organism in Eukaryota, Metazoa, Chordata, Actinopteri, Gobiiformes, Gobiidae.
AUGGACGGAGAGGAGAGUUCCAGUCCCAGUCCAGUGAGGGACUUUGAGAGUGUAGAGCUGGGAGAGCUGGAGAGGCCAGAGGAGCCCGAGCCCAGGCAGAAGGAGAAGCUUCCCCGCAGGAUCAUCCACUUCUCCAGUGGAGAGACGAUGGAAGAGUACAGCACUGAUGAAGAGGAUGAAGAGGAGGCUGAGAGGAAGGACCUGCUGCCACCACCGCCAGCAAAAGUGUCCAAGAUGACGUGGGGACCUUAUUUCUUAUUUCAUAUGUGGAGAGCGGCAACGUCCACCAUUUCAGCUUGUGACUACCUGGGCGAGAGGAUGGCAAACCUCUUUGGCAUCACAUCUUCUAAAUAUCAAUAUGCCAUUGACGAAUAUUACAGAAUAAAGAAAGAGAGAGAAGAGGAGCAGGAGGAGAACCGGUUGUCUGAAGUUGCUGAGAGAACCUUCGAUCAGGCCGAAGAGGAGGAGGAGGAGGAGGAAGAGGAAGAACCCAGCCCAGAACCACGACAGAGGGACACUUCUGCUGCAGACGACACAGGAUUUCAGAUUGAGAAUGAAAACCAAACUGCCUCACACACCAUCAGAGUCCCAGCCAUCGUCACGGCAACCUAA